GCUCAAGACACUCGCUGAUCUGCUCGCAGCUCCGCAGACACAUUGGCGCACAUUCGACCACUCUGGAGCACCUGAGGAAAAAGAAAUUUGGGCUUAAGCAUCCAUCGCAGGGAAUUUAUUCCCUUUAAAUCCAAGGAUUUAGUCAGUCUUGGUUUGACGCUUGGAAGAGCGCUAUUUGCGAAGCUCGUUACGCGCAACUUUUACGCACACGCAGUGGAGUCACGGAUGAGCUGAUCUCGACGUGCUUUCAUCACCACCUGCACAACGCAGGAACACAACAGGUGUGAUGGCAGUCAGUGCAUCGCAUGUCGGCAUGGACGAACACAGAAGCGACACAAUUUACUGAAGCAGGCGUGAACGAGUGAAGCUUGAAAGUUCUCUUGAAGAAAGAGCCGCGCCUGGUGCCAAAAUGAGCUGCGGCUGCCUACGCUGGAGGAUGUUACACCUGAUAUUUGCCACCUUUACCACAGUUAUCGCCCAAGACUUGCUGCCCAACACAAAGAGCCCAGUGCCUUUCCCCGUCUUCUUGCCAGUCAGCUAUGAGGUUCGGGAUGCUGACUUCCUCUUCUUAAAAGAAGCAGGGCAGGACUUUAUGAGGAAUUUCAGCAUGCAGAGUAACACACAGCCCUUUGUUAUUUUGAGAGGAAGCCGCCAGCCCACCAUCAGCGCAAGCUACGGCCCCAUGUCCACGGAGCAGGUUGUGCCUCUGGAUCUGGUCCAAUCCGUGCAGCUCUUCAAUGCCCCGGACGCCUUCACUUUCAACUGGAAGAUUCAGGCCUUUGUGCUAACGCCUCGGGUCUUGUCCACCAAGCCCAAAGUGCGGGUGCUCUUCUAUGUGGCGGGACGGGACUGGAACAGGGAGGAAGGCGCUGAGGAUGAGCUACCUUGUGUGACAGUCUAUGCCUUCUGGCAAACCCAGGAGGUGAGAUGUUCCUGUGCCAUGGGGGGUGAGAAGGGAACUUGCAUGGCUGAACUGCUACCUUUGCCUGGCUGGUUUGGUCAGAGUUCUGAAAGCACCAGCAGGGAGAAACAGGACCCGUCAGUUGGGAACCUUGUGGAGCUCUACUAUCAGGCACAGUCCAAAGUCGGCGGGAAGUGUGACAUGCUGGAGGGGAGUCGCUGGGCAAGCUCACAACAGCAGCAGCAGCAGACAAAGUAUGUUCCCGUCACUCCCAUGCAGAGGAUUGGCAGUGUGCGUCUCCUGCAGGUGCCCAAAGGAAUGGCCACUCUCUCCCGACUCAAACUUGGCAAUUCCAUUGUCAUACGGACAUCCUCCAAACCACUAAAGAAGACGGACAUUGCCACCUUCUACAUCCUCAUGGCCAACUCUGCUCAGCUGACUAACUUCACUCUUAGAGCAACAAUAAAGGAUGGCGUGACCUUUCGUACAGCAACACCGAGUAACUCUUUACUGUGGGAUAUCACCCUGGAUACGGCUGCAGAUGGAGCCAUCUCUGUCAUUUGUCAGAGGAAGGCUCCCAUAUCUGGAAAAAGACCUGAAGGCAAUCUGCUGGAGGUGCUUCAAAUGGAUUUUGAGGUUGAUGAGCUAAGCAGCCCUGUGAACAGUCAGGUGAUCAUAUGGAAAUUGGAGCUCCCAUCCAAAAAUACUGCCAAGACUGAAGGAGCAAUGAGGAUCUACACCACUCAGAGAGACUUUGUUGGCCUGGCUCCUCUUAUAACUGACACUGAGGUCCUGAACACUGCAAUUCUGACUGGAAAAAAGGUGAUGGUGCCUGUAAGAACAGUUGCUGUGGAAGAGGAUGGCCUCAUCACUGAUGUUUCUGAAUAUACAGAAUGCAGCUCCAUUGAUGAAGAUGUUCUCAAGGUCUCGGACAGCUGUGACUAUGUUUUUGUAAAUGGCAAGGAGACAAAAGGCAAAGUCAAGAUGGUUGUAAACUUUACCUACAGCUAUCUCAGUGCUCAACUUGAGCUGAAUGUGUGGAUGCCACGACUCCCCCUUCAGAUAGAGGUGUCAGACACAGAGCUGAGCCAAAUCAAAAGCUGGAGGGUCCCUAUACUGACUUCCAAGAGAUCUGUCUGGAACAGUCAAGUCAACGAAAAGAAAGGAAAGGGCUGCACAUUGCAGUUUCAGCAUGCCCUGGUGCGUGUGCUAACCCACUUUGUGGCCGACCAGGAAGACCCUCGGGACUCCAAGGCCUAUUUCCUGGGCUCUGACUGGCAGGUGGAUGUAACAAGACUUGUUAGAUACUUUAUAAAGGUGGAAGAUCCUCGUGUGGCAAGGCUACAGGAAGGGAAGGUGUUAUCAGGCCGAGCUAUUGGGACCACUGCCAUCCAGGUGGUUUCUCCACUCUCUGAAACAGUCUUGGCAAAAACAACGGUGAAAGUCACAGAUGAAAAAGUGACCAUUACUGAACUGGGGGUCCAGAUGGUUGCAGGUCUCUCGGUGACCCUACAGCUCAGCCCAGGAAGCAACAGGGCCAUCCUGGCAACCACAACUACACAGGAAGUUCUGAGGUUGCCUAAACAGCAAGCCAUGGUCAGUGCAUGGGUCCAAUUCAGUGAUGGCAGCCAGACACCUCUUGACAUUUACGAUCCUGCCUUUUACCGUCUGACGGUCUCAUCUCUGGAUCAGGGAGUGGUUUCACUGCGUGGUACCCCUCCAGCUGUGGUGGCAGAGGGAGAGGGCGAAGGAGUUCUGGUUCGGGUGGAAAUGUCCAUCUGUGAGGCCUGUCAGAAGUCCAAACGAAAAACCAUUGUAGCUGUGGGCAAUGGCAGUCUUAAGGUCAAGUUCCAGGCGAAAAGUCGACGGCCAGACAGCAACGACGGAAGUUCCGACAACAGCACUGUCAGCAAAACCAGCGAAGAAAAGAACGGUGGGGACUUCAGAAAUGAUGGGGAAGAGAUAGAGAGUGACAGGAAGCAAAGGAAACCAUCAGAGAUUCCUUCAUCACGCAUCACAACAUUGGCGAGAGACGAGAGCCCUUUGGCAAAGACCACAAUCAAAUCUACAGAAGGGACCGUUAUCACCAGCGGCACACUUGGGGGUGUGGGGAAACUAACCACUUCAGGAAGUAGUCCCACCAGCAUGGCCAAUAUCACUAGUGACAGCAGUAAAGCGUCUGGGUCUGACAACAUGGUAGUGGACAGUGUUCGUGUCACAACUACUGUGAAGGCUCCUGGGAACCUGGUCAACCCCAAUAAUUUCCCCACUAAAAUUGUUGUGCCUGGACAAGGUUCAGUGGAGGUUGAGACCACUCGUGAGGACGACAUGUUGACAAACAGACCCCUGACAGACUUAGAGAUUGGUAUGUACGCUCUUUUGGGAGUCUUUUGCUUAGCCAUCAUGGUAUUUCUUGUAAAUUGCAUAUCAUACGUUGUUAAGUUCAGACAUAAGAAGUCUUCGUCACAUGGCCAGGAGCCCACAGGUCACAGGCAUGACUGGGUGUGGCUUGGUACAGACGCCGAACUAGUGAUGAGCGUCCCGGGAAGUCCCGUUCAGCAAGACUCGCAGGCUAUGACCACUGUGAUAGACAUUGGGCCUGAUAAAACUACUUCACUGUCCAGAAGGCCCAGUUGCCUAGGAUCAGCUACAGACUCCCCUAUUAGCUGUGUGGACGCCUUCAGAAGCAAAGCAUUGCCUACAGAGUCCCUCCACUCUCCAACCAGCAAGAGGAAGCGGGUCCACUUCACUACCUUUUCCACGAUGGAGCACCAUCAUUCGCCGCAUCUCCAACAAAGGGAGAAUGGACAUGGCAUCCACUGGGUUGGGAAGGAAGACAGUUGUGAAGAAAGACCCCAAGUGCCCAUUGCAGAGCAUAGGGACAUCGUAUAAUAGUGAGUCUGAUCAGAUCUCACAUUGCAGAAAAUGUGGCUAUGAUCACCUCAAUGCCUUUCUUGACUCAUUAUCACAAACAUGGGAUGACAAAAAAAACUAUUAACUCUUUUCAUUACCUACCAAGGCCUUUUAGGUGUACUGUACACAAACUGUAUAAUACUGUUAAUAUUGAAGAAAUGAGCCCAUCUCCCACCAAAUGCGAUGCUGCAUGUGGAUAUCCAAUUCUUUUUUGCACUUCCUGAUGACCAACCCGCAUUCGAGGCAUUGAAGAGCUGGGUUUAAGGCCAUCAUAGUUGCAAGUAAUGCGGUUCUCUUAGGCAGAAUUAGCCAAGGAUGUUUGUCCUCAUAAUUUGGUAUUUUGUGAACCCAGAAUAAAUUUAAGAUGUAUUUGAGCAUUUUACCCUCAUUCAUACCUGACCAUAGUUAUUUUGAUCCUCAGCCUUUUGCAGUAUGUGAAAAAUGUUCACACGCUCAUGUUAGCGGUCACAUCAAGCGAUAUGAAGUGCAUUACGUUAAAAUGUGUUCCUAGUGUGUAAAUGUUCCAAUGUAUUUAAUCCGGGGUGCUACUAGAUGAAACACAACCCAAUU
Messenger RNA from Syngnathus typhle (broad-nosed pipefish), 4384 nucleotides. Its product is annotated as transmembrane protein 132D. The record is from RefSeq and is a predicted model, not a curated record. NCBI's taxonomy places the organism in Eukaryota, Metazoa, Chordata, Actinopteri, Syngnathiformes, Syngnathidae. Bases 410 to 3793 code for a protein of 1127 amino acids. The transcript is spliced from 9 exons.